AUGGACAACUCCGAGGUUGUCAUGCUGCUGGAGGAGCCGGCCGAGCUGUCGUCCAAGGUCACCGAGGCUAUCGAGGUGCUCAAGCAGCACGGCGCGCUGCCGGAGGGCGAGGCCGACGAGAAGGGGGCUGCUCACAAGCUGCGGGUGCAGGUCGAAGCCGUCGAGGAGCAAGACUCCAAGCCCGUUGUGCGUAUCCUCUACGGCACGCAGACGGGAACUGCCGAGAGGUUCAGCAAGGCGCUCGGCAACGAGCUGCGCCGCAAGUAUGGCAGCGGUGUCGUCGUUGAGGUGACUGACAUUGAGAACUACAAGGGCUGGGAGCAGCGCCUGUCCAAGGAGCAGCUGGUGCUGUUCCUGAUGGCCACCUACGGCGACGGCGAGCCGACAGACAACGCGGCUGAUUUUUACAGCUGGAUCUGCGCGGAGGGCGAGGCCGUCGAGGGCGGGGAGAAGGAGCCCUACAUGCAGGGCGUGUCGUACGGCGUGUUUGGCCUGGGCAACAAGCAAUACGAGCACUUCAACGCAGUCGGCAAGCGCAUGGAGAGGGUGAUGGGCGCCCUGGGCGCCACCGCCGUCGUCCGCCGCGGCGACGGCGACGACGACGACUGCAUCGACGACGACUUUGAGAAGUGGAGCGCAGAGCUCUAUGAGGCUCUGGGCGGCGCGCACGCGCACCUCGUCGGCGGCGCCGCGGGCGUGGGCGAGGGCGCGGGCGAGGCGGCCGCGGCGCCGGCGGCGUCGGCGGAGUACCUGUCUGAGAUCAUCGAGGGCCCGAUCGCCAAGUCGGCCAUGGCCGCCCCCUUCCGCAGCGGCACCGGCGCCUCGGCGUCCUCCCCCCACCUGGCCACCGUCACCGCGGUCCGCGAGCUCCACACCUCGGCCAGCGGCCGCAGCUGCGUGCACGUGGAGAUCGACAUAUCCGGCGCCAAGGGGCUGUCUUACAUCACCGGGGACCACGUGGGCGUGCUGCCGCGCAACUCCGAGGUUGUAAUCGCCGAGGCGGCGGAGCUGCUGGGCCUGCCGCUGGACACGGUGUUCAAGCUGACCGCCAAGGACGGCGUCAGCGGCCUGGCCGAGCCGUUCUCCAGCCCCAUCGCCCUGCGGGACGCCCUGGCCUGCUUCGCCGACCUGCUGUCGUCCCCCCACAAAGAGAGCCUCGCGGCGCUGGCCGCCUGCGCCACCGACGACGCUGAGAAGGCGCGGCUCUCGAGGAUGGCGGGGGCGGAGGGCAAGGCGGAGUACCAGGAGUUUGUGGUCAAGGCGCAGCGCAGCCUGCUGGAGGUCAUGCGCGACUUCCCCUCGGCCAAGCCGACCCUGGGCCUGUUCUUCGCCUCUGUCGCGCCCCGCCUCCAGCCCCGCUUCUACUCCAUCAGCAGCAGCGCCACCCGCCACCCCGGCUCGGUGCACGUCACCUGCUCGGUCGUGCGUGACGUCAUGCCCGCCACGGGCCGCGUGCACCACGGCGUGUGCAGCGGCUGGCUGGCGGCCGCAAAGGCGGGGGACCAGCUGCCGGUGUUCAUCCGCCACAGCCACUUCAGGCUGCCUGAGGACGAGCACGCGCCCAUCAUCAUGGUCGGGCCGGGCACGGGGCUCGCGCCUUUCCGGGGGUUCCUGCAGGAGCGCCAGUGCCUGGUGGACGACGCCGCCGAGCUCGGCCCCUCUGUCCUGUUCUUCGGCUGCCGCAGCCGCGCCCACGACUUCCUAUACGAGGCCGAGCUCUCGGAUUUCGUCGAGUCCGGCGCCCUGGGGCAGCUGCACGUUGCCUUCUCCCGCGACGGCCCCUCCAAGGACUACGUGCAGCACCACAUCGCCCGCGAGGGCGCGCGGGUGUGGGAGCUGCUGCGGAAGCCGGGGGCAUGCCUGUACGUGUGCGGGGACGCCAAGGCCAUGGCCAGGGACGUGCACCGCGCGCUGAUCGAGGUGGUGGGGCAGCACGGCGGCAUGGGCGGCGCGGCGGCCGAGGCGUGGGUCAAGCAUUUCACCGAGAGCGGCAGGUACAUGCGUGACGUGUGGUGA
Monoraphidium neglectum is the source of this 2016-nucleotide messenger RNA. RefSeq lists its product as hypothetical. The coding region runs from base 1 to 2016 and encodes 671 amino acids. NCBI's taxonomy places the organism in Eukaryota, Viridiplantae, Chlorophyta, Chlorophyceae, Sphaeropleales, Selenastraceae. Gene Ontology annotation, cellular component: cytosol. Gene Ontology annotation, molecular function: NADPH-hemoprotein reductase activity; RNA binding; FMN binding. The transcript has 8 exons. The record is from RefSeq and is a predicted model, not a curated record.